AUGGCCAGCACAGCAGCAGCAGCAGGAGCAGCCUCCUCGAUCCGCACUGCCAAGCGCACCCUUCGCAAAAGCAUGGCUACUCGCCUCUCCUCCAUCGACCCGCAAGACCUUCGCGCCCAAUCCCACAAAGUCACCUCACGUAUCCUCGCCUCCUCAACGUAUCGCUCUGCACGCAACAUCUCCAUCUACGUGAGCACCGAUACAGGAGAAGUGGAGACGGACGAGCUAUGUCGUUGCACACUGGCCGAUGAGACCAAACGUCUCUACGUACCCCUCUUUGCUACCCCGGCACCCACCGCCCUGGGAGAGCAGGGCAAAGUAGGCUUUGCGCCUGAUAUGCGAAUGUUGCAGCUUCGUAGCUUGGCAGAGUACGAAGGGAUGAAGCGCAACAGGUGGGGGAUUAGGGAACCGGAAGACUGGGUCGUCGAUGAUCCUGAGACGCACGGUGCAGUUGAAUCCGAUGUCAGCCACAGACGACCACGCCCUGACGCCUUGGACGCAGCGUCAGGAGGUGAAGGACUUGAUCUCAUCUUGGCGCCAGGCGUAGCAUUCGAUGUCUUCGCCGGAAGGCUAGGGCAUGGAAAGGGAUACUACGAUCGAUACCUCUCCCAAGCUGAGGCGUGGGCGGCCAAAAGGGGGAAACAAGGGCCCGUCUGCGUUGCACUGGGAUUGAGGGAGCAGGUCUUGCCCGAGGGAGAGAGGGUUCCAGCCGAUGAGAGGGACAGGGUCUUGGAUGGUAUCGUCACGCCUGAUGGGGUGUUGAGGGGACACGAAGAUAGAGGGAAAUGGCAGGGGUCAUGA
Jaminaea rosea is the source of this 801-nucleotide messenger RNA. Its product is annotated as nagb/rpia/CoA transferase-like protein. Gene Ontology annotation, molecular function: 5-formyltetrahydrofolate cyclo-ligase activity. The coding region runs from base 1 to 801 and encodes 266 amino acids. Gene Ontology annotation, biological process: tetrahydrofolate interconversion; folic acid-containing compound biosynthetic process. The transcript has a single exon. Gene Ontology annotation, cellular component: mitochondrion. The record is from RefSeq and is a predicted model, not a curated record. NCBI's taxonomy places the organism in Eukaryota, Fungi, Basidiomycota, Exobasidiomycetes, Microstromatales.